GAAACUGCUCGGAAUUUCCUCGUCUUACUGCAGUUACAUACUGCAAAAUUUUGAUCAUAUUAUUUCUGAAAUUAGGAGCCAGAGAAGGAACUUUCAAGUCUUUACGUACAAAAACAAGGAAUUGUUUUGCUCGUUUGGUGAUUUGUGAAUUUUUAGUAUGGUUAACAUAUGUUCUUCGUCGUCGCCGUCGUCUUCUUCUUUACAAGAAAAGUACGAUGUCUUUCUUAGUUUCAGAGGAGAAGAUACCCGUGAAAAUUUUAUUAGUCAUCUUUAUGAUGCUUUGUGUCGGAAGAAAAUCGAAACAUAUAUCGAUUACAAACUCGAGAGGGGAGAUGAAAUCUCAAUAGCUCUUGUGAAAGCAAUCCAUGGAUCGAGGCUUUCCAUAAUUAUUUUCUCGGAAAAUUAUGCUUCCUCUCCGUGGUGCUUGGAUGAGCUCGUGCACAUACUUAGGAAUAAGGAAAAAAAUGGACACCUAGUUGUACCUGUAUUCUACCGCAUAAAUCCAUCGCAUAUCCGGAAACAACAAGAAAGUUAUGGAAUUGCCUUAACUGUGCUUGAAGAAAGGUUCAAGAAGGGAAGAGUGAACCAAUGGAGGAAUGCACUGACAGCGGCAGCAAAUCUAUCUGGGUGGGAUUCAUUGGUUACCAGGCCUGAGUCCAAAUUAGUUGAGGCGAUCGUGGAAGACGUUUUAAAAAAGUUGAGUUGUCUUUCAGCUUUUGAUGAUUUCAAGCUUGGCCUAGUUGGAAUUGACAAACGCAUUGAAGAAAUUAUACCAUUGUUACGGAUCGGAUCACUAGAUGUUCGAAUAAUCGGCAUUUGGGGCAUGGGCGGUAUAGGUAAGACAACUCUUGCAAGCGUUGUAUUUAACGGACUAGCCUCUCAAUUUGAAGGUUGCUGCUUCCUUGAAAAUGUGAGGGAAGAGUCAGAAAAACAUGGAAUAAACUAUUUACGGAAAGCAUUUUUCUCUAAACUGUUGGAGGAGGAAAACUUGGACAUGGGACCCUUGUGUGUAGGAACAACUUUUAUUAAGAACAGACUGCGCCGCAAAAGAGUGCUUAUUGUUCUUGAUGAUGUGAAUGAUUUGGAUCAAUUGGAACACUUUGUUGGAGAUCGUAAUUGGUUUGGCCCUGGAAGUAGAGUUAUUGUAACGACUAGAGAUAUGCAAAUGCUUAGGAAUGAAGUUGACGAAAUAUACGGAGUUGAGAGACUGAAUUUUGCUGAAGCUGUUCAACUUUUUAACUUCAAUGCGUUUAGAAGAAGCUCUCCGACAACAGAUGACAUUGAGUUGUCAGAAAGGGUUGUGAAAUACGCCAAAGGCGUUCCAUUAGCUCUUAAAGUUUUGGGCUCUUUCCUUCGUGGCAAGAGAAAGGAGAACUGGGAAAGUGAGUUGGAUAAAUUGGAAGUAGUUCCCAACAUUAAAAUUCAGAAUGUAUUGAGGGUAAGCUACGAGGGACUGGAUAAAAAAGAGAAGAAUAUAUUUCUUGACAUCGCGUGUUUCUUCAAAGGAAUGGAAAGAAAAUAUGUGGAGCAAAUUUUGGAUGCUUGUGGUUUCUUUGCAAAAAUAGGAAUAGAUGAUCUUAUUGAUAAGUCUCUCGUAAUCAUCAAAGACCGCAACAUACUAUGGAUGCAUGAUUUGAUACAAGAAAUGGGCUGGGAAAUCGUACGAUCUAUCGAAGAGAUUAGAAAGCGCAGUAGGCUGUGGAUUGCUGAAGAUAUCAAUCAUGUUUUCAAACAUCAAAAAGGGACUGGAGCAAUUGAAGGAAUCUUCCUAAACAUGUCUGAGUUUAGAGAUUUUCAAUUAUGUCCUGAGGUCUUUAAAGAGAUGUGUAAUCUGAGACUGCUCAGAGUUUAUUAUUCGAGCCACAUCAAGGAAUCCAAAGUGUAUCUCCCUCUAACUCUUCAAUUUCUUCCUAAUGCGCUUAGAUAUCUUGAUUGGUAUGAGUACCCAUUGAAAUCUCUGCCAUCAAGUUUUAUUCCCCGGAAUCUUGUUGAACUUGACAUGCGCUAUAGCCAACUUGAGCGCCUUUGGGAUGGGGUCCAGGAUCUUAUAAACUUGCGACAUAUCGAUCUUGGUCACUCCAAGCGCCUGACUCAAGUCCCGGAUCUUUCCCGUGCUCCAAAUCUCGAGAGUAUCAAUCUUGAAUGUUGCAUAAGUUUACUUCAAGUUCCUUCCCUCAUAUUCAAAACUCUAGACAAGUUUCGCACCUCUUUAGAUAUGGGCUACUGCGAAGACAUUUGUUGUCUUAAAGAAAGACCUCAUCCACGAGCUCUCGGGACUGUUAAUCUCGAUGGGUGCUCUAAUCUCAAAUCUCUCUCACGAUUUGAUGGGAAUAUGAAAUAUUUACAUUUAAGUAACACUGCAAUUCAAAUAUUUCCAUCAUCAAUUUGCUCUGUGAACAACCUUGUUUCAUUGAACCUUAGCAACUGUCUAUGGCUUAAGAAUCUUCCAACAAGCAUUAGUAAGUUGGAGUCUCUGCAUGUUCUUAAUCUAUCUGGUUGCUCAUCUCUUGACAAAUUUCCAGAAGUUCCCAAGAAUGUAAGAGACCUAAAUUUGCGAGAGACAGCAUUAGAACAAGUGCCAUCAUCAGUUAUGCGUCUCUCUUAUCUCAAGACAUUUCAUCUCGGUAAUUGCAAAAGGCUUAAGAGUAUCUCACCCAGCAUUUGUAAGUUGAAAUCUCUAGGCUUGUUUGAUCUCGAUGGCUGCACAAAUUUGGAAGACUUCCCUGAAAUAUUGGAGCCUAUGGAGCUUUUAGAGCAGCUCGAUUUACGUGAAACGGGAAUAAAAAGGCUACCAUUUUCGAUUGAAAAACUCGUUGGGCUUUGUUCUUUGAGUAUGCGAUCGUGCGAAAAUCUUGAGUUUGUCCCAUGCAGUAUCUACAACAUGCACCGUCUUGAAAGUGUCUUCUUCUCUAGCUGUUCAAAACUUGAAAAUUUGCCGCCCAUGAGUGAUUUGUGUCAUUUGGCUUAUCUUGACCUCAGCUACUGCAAUGUAUUGGAAAUCCCUGAUUCACUAAGCUGUCUAUCCUCAUUAACAACAUUGGAUCUAAGAGGGAAUAUGUUUUGUAGCAUACCUGCAAGCAUUAAACAAGUUUCGAAGUUGAAGGUUCUCAAGUUAAGCGAUUGCAAGAACCUACAAUCUGUGCCGCAACUUCCAUUGUCUUUGGAGUCUCUUAAUGCAAGUGGAUGUGAGUUAUUGGCGGAAGUAUCACAUUCAAAGACAGCAUUCACUCAAGGCCACAUUGACUAUAAUGUUAUUCAUAGCUGGGAUUUUCUAUUUUAUGGUUGCCUAAAAUUAAAUCAAAAUGCACGCGACAAUACAAUGACUGAAUUCCAAUCUAGAGUUUUGCAGACAUCAACAAUAUCUGUAUCAAAUCCUGAAGAACUGGAAGAUUCAGAAGUUUUGAAAAGUUCCGAAUAUCUUGAGGUCAGUGUCUGUUUUCCGGGACUUGAAAUUCCAAAGUGGUUCAACCAUCAAUCUGAGAAAUCUUCGAUAAAUAUCGAGCUCUCUCCGCAUUGGCAUGAUACCAACUUCUUGGGGUUUGCUUUAUGCGCAGUUGUUGCAUUUGGGGACUAUCAUUGUACUUUCAACUAUUUGAACUUUUACUGCGAACUCCAUUUUAAAACCGAACAUGGCAAAAGCGACACACUUUCUUGGAGUUUCCCAUGUUGGGAAAAUGGUGAGCUGGAGCAAUUGGAAAGAACAAUUUUCAGUUCUGAACAUGUGUUCAUGUUGUACAAGCAUGAGAGCUACCGUGAUUGUUUCGAUGGCGCCGUCGAAGUGUCAUUUGAGUUCUUGGUUAGAAAUGACUGGGGACAACUUCUUGAGUCCAAUGAUUGCAUAGUUAAAAGAUGUGGUGUUCGCCUACUAUCCCUCCAAGAUGUAGAGGAAUUUCAUUUUGUCAACAAUCAAUACGAAUUUGGCCAGUCAGAUGCCGCCUUUGACGAGCCUGAACCAAAUAGCAAUGGAGCAGUUCACUUCGUUAUUGGCGAAGGAAAAGAUGAAGGACUACGCGAAAGUGAUACUAAUCAAGCGCAGCUACUGGAUGAGCUCUCAAAAGAAAUCCAGAACUUGGAUAUUAAUACUGUGGAAACUCAGCAGUUAGAUGAGCUCAUGGAAAAUAUAAUGAAUUACUUUAAUACUAGUACAGAAGACCCUUCAACCACUCAUUGACCGGAUUUUCUUGUACCUGAUUUAUAAUGAAGAAAUGUUCGUCUUCCCGGUGGAAAAUCGGCGGCUGCGAUUGUGAUUGUUGUGUUCUUUCUUGUGUAUUUUUCCAUAUCCUUGUUUAAGAAAUCGAAAGGAGCAACUUUUUAGAUCAAUGAUUGAAUUAUUAGAGUACAAUGUUGAAAAUGUUGAAAACCGAAUCUUACUCAACAGGAAUACUAUCGACUUCAUUGUGAUUCUUCAUGCAUAGACAGAGUUUUCUUAAUGGAAAGCUGUACCAUUUUGGCUAC
Messenger RNA from Morus notabilis, 4455 nucleotides. Its product is annotated as disease resistance-like protein DSC1. Gene Ontology annotation, biological process: defense response; signal transduction. NCBI's taxonomy places the organism in Eukaryota, Viridiplantae, Streptophyta, Magnoliopsida, Rosales, Moraceae. The record is from RefSeq and is a predicted model, not a curated record. Bases 158 to 4171 code for a protein of 1337 amino acids. The transcript has 8 exons. Gene Ontology annotation, molecular function: ADP binding.